AUGAAACUCUCUUUUGUGAACCGAAAGGCUGAGCCAGAUGCCAAAGAUCCCACUUUUGUCCCGACGGAAGUUGAAGAGGCUCUCAAAGUUGCUCCUGAGGUUCGAGAUUAUGCUGGCGCGCAUGCGAAGUAUGACCCAACCGAGAUCGCCCUGGUGCGUCGUCUUGACUGGAUGAUCAUGCCUAUACUAUGGUUCAUGUACUGGCUCAAUUACUUAGACCGCAACGCCAUUGCCCUGGCCAGACUCAACACCCUCGAAGAAGACCUCAACCUCACCUCGACAGAAUACCAAACAUGCGUCUCGAUACUCUUUGUCGGAUACGUCAUCGUCGGUAUCCCCGCGAACAUGGUCGUGACGCGAGUCCGCCCGAGCCUGUGGAUGAGCUCCUGCAUGGCUGUCUGGGCCAUCAUUAGUGCCCUCACGGCAGUCAGCCAGAAUUACACGGGCUUACUGCUCACUCGCUUCUUCCUCGGCAUCACCGAAGCGCCUUACUAUCCAGGUGCGCUAUACGUGCUCGCUACGUUCUACACGCGUAAGGAGUUGGCGACGAGAAUAUCGAUUCUGUAUACUGGGAAUAUCCUAGCAACGGCCUUUGCUGGAUUAAUUGCGCUUGGGAUCUUCCAGAUGCACGGCAUGGCCGGUAUCGCGGGCUGGAGAUGGCUUUUCAUCAUCCAGGGCGUAGUCACCCUCAUCAUCGCCAUAAUAGCCUUCUUCAUCCUUCCCGAUGAACCCCUCACUACGAGAUGGCUAAGCCCAGAAGAGCGUAUCCUAGCCAACGAGCGCAUUUUGCGAGAUACGGUCGGAAACACUGGCCAAACAACAACCUGGUCCGGUCUCCUUGAGGCUGCCAAAGAUCCGAAGGUCUGGCUCUUCACUGCAAUGCAACACUGUCAUCUUGGCGCCAACGGGUUCAAGAACUUCUUUCCGACCGCGGUUGAGACUUUGGGUUUUGAUGAGACGAUUACGCUAGUCCUCACUUGUCCUCCGUAUCUUAUUGCGGGAAUAAUAUCGAUUGCUUGGUCCUGGUCCUCUGGAAGAUUCAAUGAACGUACUUGGCACAUCACCAUCGCAAAAUCAAUUGCAGUAUUCGGCUUCAUUCUCGGCUGCGCUACCCUGAAUACGGGUGCUAGAUAUUUCUCAAUGGUCGUCUUCUCGGUAGGCACAUAUGCAGUGAACUCGAUUAUACUGGGUUGGGUCUCGGCGACUUGCUCUCAGACGAAAGAGAAGAAGGCAUCUUCGCUCGCGAUAGUCAACUGUAUCGCCGUCGCAUCCUUCAUCUGGACACCCUACAUGUGGCCCAAGUCCGACGAGCCUCGGUACGUCAUGGCGAUGUCUUCGAGCGCGGCGCUUAGCGUUGCGACUGCCAUGGGCGCAUGGGCGAUGCGGUUCUGGCUCAAGAAUGAGAACAGGAAGAUUCGGCAGUCCGAGAACGAAAACGUUCUAUUUUAUGCGUACUGA
Molecule: messenger RNA, 1458 nt
Organism: Colletotrichum costaricense
Lineage: Eukaryota; Fungi; Ascomycota; Sordariomycetes; Glomerellales; Glomerellaceae
Product: major facilitator superfamily transporter
Exons: 6
Coding region: 1-1458 (485 amino acids)
Biological process (GO): transmembrane transport
Cellular component (GO): membrane
Molecular function (GO): transmembrane transporter activity
Source: RefSeq, a predicted model, not a curated record